GUUUGUUUGACUCAGUAUAAUUUUAGUAGCGACUUUGUGUAGUAGUUUGUUGCCUUCUUGCUUUAAUAUAGUAAAACUGUCAAUACUAUGGGUGUCACCUGUCAGAUAUUAAUCGACAGAACUGAACAUGGUGUUUUCAAAGCAGGAGGAUCAGUGACGGGAUCAUUGAAAUAUUUCAUAGACAAACCAACACAGUUCAGAAGAAUAUCCAUGUGCUUUCUGGGAAAAGGGGAAUGUCAGUGGUCUAGUGAUUCCGAUUCCGAUGAUGAUGGUACAGAUUACAGUAAUUGUGAAGAAUAUUUAAAUCAAAUAUUCAACGUGUAUUUGGGUACAAAUAAAAAAGAUCUCUUAUCAGGUGCCUUCGAAUACCCAUUUCAGUUCUUGCUGCCAAUCGACAUUCCACCAUCUUUCAAAGACGACAUUUGUACCAUAAAAUACAAAAUCACAGUAACAUUUGUCAAAGCAAACUUUUUGAAAACGAAGAAAAACUUUGAUGUUGAAAUACCUGUGACCAGCUACGUAAACCCAUGUUCGCUAGAGCCAAUGGUGAUCAGUUUAAAGAAAGAUCUGUCUUCUUUUAAAACUUCCAAUAAAAUUGAAAUAAAAGGUGAAAUAAGUAAAACGUGUGUUGCUCCUGGCGAAAAUUUUCAAAUGACACUAACAGUUAAUAAUGAUACAAAACUAGAAAUAUUCGUUAAAUCUGAACUUGUCAAUCGUGUGAUUUAUAUAUCAAGUUGUAAUCACAAGAAAGUUCGUGAAAAUACUGUAGAAGAUACAUGUACAAUUACUUCUGUUGCGGCUAAUGGUGUUGCAAAUCUAUUAUGUGUGGUGCCGACGUAUACCAACCUAAGUUCCAUACAACAUACAAAAGUUAUGAUACGUGAAUAUAAAGUAAAAAUUACGGCUAAACUUCCUUUUCCCCACAUCAAUGCUGUUUUAGAAGUUCCAGUCGUUGUUGGUUCUAGGAAACAUGAGUUUUUGGUACCAGCCGCAAUCUACAGUCAGUAUCAAGAAGAGCCACCAUCAUAUUCAUCAAUACCAGCUCAAGAUGUUAGUUUUGUAAACAAAGAUAAUAAUGAAGAAGGUUUUAGCAAAUAUGAUUCUAACAAAAACGAGAAGCAAGAGCUGAAUGAAAACGAUGAUCCAGAUUAUGAGGGAAAUGUAACUUCAAAGACAAAACAGUAAAGACACUAAGUGACAUAGAUUAGAAGAAAGUAAUGAAAAACGUUUUAAUUAUUAUGUUAUCAUUAUCAAUCAAGUAGAACAAAGUUCCCAGUCCCGUUAACUCCUGGCUAUAUGAUAGAUGAUUAUGUUUUUUUCACAAGCUUCUAUUGAACUUGCAAUGUUAUUGCAAUAUUAGUGAAGUGAAAUUUUGGAAAUAAAUUUUAAAGCAGACAUCUUCAAUCGAUUGAGGUGUUUUGUAUUAUAAAACGUUAGUUUAUAUGGCUAAUUUUUUGAUUAUUCUAAGUCUAUAAAAAGUGUUCUUAGUGAGCCAACUUAUAAACCUUGUUUUUAAAAGGUUUUUCAUUUCAAUUUAUUUUGUUAGUGACAGCAAACUCAUUUUAUUUUGAAUCUGUUAAAUGUAUAGUUUAGUGUCAUAAUCUUAUGAUAAUGUAUUAAAAUCUGUAUCUAAAAUAUAAUGAAAAAAUAAAGUCUUGUUUUGAA
Molecule: messenger RNA, 1665 nt
Organism: Spodoptera exigua (beet armyworm)
Lineage: Eukaryota; Metazoa; Arthropoda; Insecta; Lepidoptera; Noctuidae
Source: the annotation of a GenBank genome assembly